Messenger RNA from Paramecium sonneborni, 456 nucleotides. The record is from the annotation of a GenBank genome assembly. Lineage: Eukaryota; Ciliophora; Oligohymenophorea; Peniculida; Parameciidae.
AUGAAUAAAAGUGAUAUUAUUAAAAAAUUUUCACUUGAAUUUUCAGAUGAAUUUUAGAAGCGAGUUGAAAAUUAAAGCUUAACUCAAAUCAUAAAACUUAUUUUUGAAAACCCAAUAUCUAAAAUAGCUAAACCUCUUGAUUUGAAAAACCAAAAAUAAUUAAACAGGCCAACAUUAUUUGAAAUAUUAGCUGUCUAAAAUUUAAGUGAGCCAAAAAAAACAAGGUAUACAAAUACUAAAGAUGCUACCUUACAAUUUAUUUUUUAUCCAAAUAUUGUUGCAAUCUCUUUAUAAAAGCAUCCUGAAAUAGAUUAAGAUUUAUUUUAAUUAGAAGGAAAAAAAGUAUUUAGUAAUUUUUAGAAUUAGAUUUUAAUUCCAUAAGGAACAGAAAUUUGUAGAUCCAUUUUAAUUUUAAAAUAGUUCAUUCUCAUUAAUGAUUACAAUUAAUUGCUAUGA